Amphiprion ocellaris (clown anemonefish) is the source of this 490-nucleotide messenger RNA. RefSeq names its product general transcription factor IIH, polypeptide 5 (gene gtf2h5). NCBI's taxonomy places the organism in Eukaryota, Metazoa, Chordata, Actinopteri, Pomacentridae. Gene Ontology annotation, cellular component: transcription factor TFIIH holo complex; transcription factor TFIIH core complex. Gene Ontology annotation, biological process: nucleotide-excision repair, preincision complex assembly; nucleotide-excision repair; transcription initiation at RNA polymerase II promoter. The transcript is spliced from 3 exons. The record is from RefSeq and is a predicted model, not a curated record. Bases 123 to 338 code for a protein of 71 amino acids.
CCUCGACACUCACCGUACGUUAUCCACAAUGCAGUGACGAGUUAGCACAAGAAACAACUGAAUCUAUCAGGUCUGGAUCACUUUCAUUUGCCUCGACUGCCAAAUUCUCUGCGCCUGUCAACAUGGUCAAUGUGCACAAAGGAGUCCUUGUUGAAUGUGAUCCUGCCAUGAAACAGUUCCUCCUCUACCUGGAUGAGACGAUGGCCUUGGGAAAGAAAUUUAUCCUCAAGGACCUUGAUGACACACACCUGUUCAUCCUGGCAGAGGUGGUUCACACCCUCCAGGACAGAGUUGGAGAGUUAAUGGACCAGAAUUCAUUCCCUAUCACGCAAAAAUAAUCCUAAACUUCAUCAAAGAAGAAGUUUCUUCUUGGACAUUGGACAGUUUAUUUUCUUAAAAUUAAUACUGUUGGCAAUGUUUUGACUGCAGACUAAAAUGAAAUAAUUGCUCGAUCUUUGUCACAGAGUAAAAUACCCGCUUUAUUACUUGA